Molecule: messenger RNA, 3742 nt
Organism: Mytilus trossulus (common blue mussel)
Lineage: Eukaryota; Metazoa; Mollusca; Bivalvia; Mytilida; Mytilidae
Product: kelch-like protein 24
Exons: 2
Coding region: 107-1966 (619 amino acids)
Molecular function (GO): protein binding
Source: RefSeq, a predicted model, not a curated record
AUACUUGUGUUUUGACUUCCUCCCUCCCCGUUUUAUCAAGCUUCACAAUAAUAUUUCCUGAUUUACCAUGGAUAUUUUAGAUAGGUGGUUGUAAAUAUUUGUUCUGAUGAAAAGUUUUCGUUCCAGGUUGUCCACGCGGAGUAGAGGUUCCUCUAUACGAGGCGUGGGCGAGGAUGCAGAAAUUUCAUUAAGGGAUAUUUGUGAUACAAGCAUGUCAUCACAAGUAAUUAUCUCCCCUGAGAAGGUAUACUCCACGGGACUACUCGAAGGUAUCCAACGUCUAUGGAGUACUGGAGAUCAUUCAGAUGUCAUAAUUCUCGUGGGAGAGAAGACAUUCAAAUGUCACAAAUUUAUGUUGGCAGCAGUAUCUACAUACUUCGACGCCAUGUUUUCGUCGGGCAUGCGUGAAAGUGUAAGUGGUGAAGUAACUUUUCCGGAAAUGGACCCCGAUCUGUUUGAUUGCGUGAUUAAGUUUGUAUAUAGCGGCGAUAUUGAACUCACGAUAGACAAUGGAGUCGAAAUUCUCAGUAUUGCCUCCGUUCUGCAAAUCAAAAUGCUACAGCAAAUUUGUGAAGAUUUUCUCUAUCCACAUAUAACCUCCGAAAAUUGUUUGAAAAUUUGGAAACUAGCUUCAUUUCAUGAUUGCCACAAUCUUGCUAACCAUGCAAUAAAAAUCGUUGCUGCGAACUACCAAGAAAUUCGUAAAACUAGUGACUUUGUUGAAUUAGAAGGUAAAGAGCUUGCAAGUAUAAUGAAAGAGGACAACCUACAAACCGAAAGCGAGGAUCGUCUCUGUGAUACAGUUUUUCAGUGGCUCGAACACGAUUUAGAAAAACGGAAGAAAUUUUGCGGCAAUCUUUUCGAAAACAUUCGCCUGUCUUUCCUUAAUCCGGAAUAUUUACUAACAAUCGAGGACCGACAUGACUUUCUCAAAGAUGACUUAGAGACAAUGAAAUACAUCAACGAAGCAAAGAAAUACCAUCUUCUACCUGCUAGACAGCAGGACAUUUGCAACAAGCAGACAAGAUAUCGUCUGUCAUCCGGGACAGAAGAAGUGGUGGUCCUCUUGGGAGGAUGCGAAUCAACAACUCCACCAUACAUUAGAAGUCUACAGGUCAUAUGUUACAGUUUCCAAAGUAAAGAAUGGUUCGAGUUAUCUGCCCUUCCUUAUGAUCCUGGUAUAGAGUUUGCGUCGUGCACUUAUAAGAAUGAUAUUUUCGUGUCAGGAGGAGGGUCAAUGCAGAAUUGCCUUCUGAGAUACGACGCAGACAAAAACAAAUGGGUUCAAAUGGCAACAAUGAAAAGCGGAAGGCGCCGACAUUCAGUUGUUGCUGUGACUGGUGGCCUUUAUGCCUUAGGCGGAUAUGACAACAAAUUAGAAGAUGGCUCGCGCAUGCUCUCAAGUAUCGAGUUGUACGAUAUCCGCGAAGACGAAUGGUCAGAAGUAGGUCAACUACCAAUUGCAAUUAGUUCAUUUUCAGCAGCAGUGGUUGGUGAAAGUAUUUAUACCUUUGGAGGUGAAAAGAACGAUCGGAAAGACACCGCUUUCAUUCAGUGCUUUGAUACACGCAUGCGUCAGUCAUGUAAGCUCGAUGCCAAAAUUCCAAUGGCUUGUAAGCUUACACGUUCCGUUACUGUAAACAGCAGAGUGUUCCUCAUCUUCUAUGAUGGCCGUGUAGUUGAGUUUUGCAAGGACACAAAAGAAAGUCGGAAAACGUAUUGCCGAACGGUCGGUAGACUGACCGCCUAUCAGAGAAUUCAUUUCGGUGUCAUACAUUACCAAGGUAACAUAAUCGUUCUGGGUGGCGAAAUUGAAAGUAAUACGCUUUGUAAAGAUCUUAUAAUGUUUGACCCUUCAACUUCUGGAUGUACGACAUUAAGCGACACACUUCCGGCACCUAGACUGAUUGACGGCUGCGUCAAAAUAGCUGCGUUAAAAAAGCACAUGAAACCUUUGCAAAAAUGAAACAAUCCGUGUUUUACUUGUGAUAGAGAACGUAAAUGAAGAUUGGUGAUAUUGCAACUAAAUGGCGUUUAUUUGUCAGUACACAAAACACUAUGCAUGAUUUUAUUUUUGAAUUUAUAUUUGCCAUUUUUCUGGAAUUUGAAAUCGUUAUUGUUUUUACAACUUCUUUAUCAAUGUUGUUUAUGAAUGUUAUAACUGAUUUUUUAUAUAUACACAUGUGCAUUGCUGGAUCAAUUUGCAUCCUUUUCAGUUCUGGUCGUCUGCAUGUACAUCGUGCAGCCGUAUGCCACGUGACUUGUAUGGCGCAUGUUAAUUUCACGUUAACUUUUAAAAAAUUCUUAAAUUCCAUAAAUUUCGCUCAUUGUCAUUUUUAAAAAUCAUUGACUUAUUUGAUCCUACAGUAGCUAUUUAUUAAUAUUCUAGAAAUUAUUGGAUUGUCACUAAUAUCAUGUUACCUUAGCAAUUAAAAAUUGACGAUUUUAACUCAAGCAUUUCACUGUUUAAAAAAAGCGGUUUUGAGCGUUGAAGACAGUUGAGUAUUUUAAAUGAUGAAAAACACAUAUUGUCUUAGAUAUAAUUGGUGUUUAUUGUACUCUGCGAGUCUAGCAUUUGUACCUGGUUUAAAUAUAAAGAACAAGAAGAAAGAAAUGUGUGCCAAUAGAUCAGUUAAAUUAUAUUUAUUUUAUCUUGUGUAUAGUAUGGAAAAGCUUCAAUUUUUAGAGACCGGAAAAAAGCUUUUAUUUUUUUAAUCAAAUAAAUGAAAUAGAAUAAAUUAAUGAAUAACAAAUCAUGUACUCUAUAACCGGAAACAUUACUUGAUUCUAUCUUUUUUCAUUUCAAAAGGAUUUUUUAGGGGUUACUUAACACUACAGGGAGAUAACUAUGUAAAAUCAGCUUAACGUUUUAAUUACACUGUGUUUUUAAGGGAAUAUUAAGCUUCUCAAUGAUCGAUAUUAGUGUUUGUCAAACUGCUUUACAACCAGUAAUUUUUUUCUGAUAAAAUGGUUGGUUCAAUUUUUUGAAAUUUUUAUAUUCUUCUCAAAAGGUCAAAGUAAAUCCUUUGUCAAAAUGUUUUGAAAAUUAAACCAGCCAAAUUAAUUUUUGGGAAUUUUAGGGAAGAGGUUGGGUACCACCUUAAGCAUGUCAAUAUUUCGUGAAACGUAAAUAGCCUACAUGUAUGAGAUCUCUUUUGUCUUUUUAUAAUGUUUCAUGGUGUCAUUUGAUUAUUUUUAUUUUAAUGUUUUAUCAUGUUUGUGUUAACCGUGGGGAGCAGUCAUUUGAUGAAUUUUAAAAUGGUCACCACAUGGAAGAGGGGAGGGGAGAAGUUGUUGCAUUGAAAUAUUGCUAAAUUAUUUAUCAAUAUCUUUAUUUGAUUUAAAAGAUAAAUCGUCGUUCCUUAAUUGUGUGCCUUUUGGGAGAAGUGUUAGGGUUAAUUAUAAAAGACACUAAAAAAGACUUAUCAUACAUGCAGAAAUAUUUUCCACUGAACAUUUUGCAACCAACAAUUAUUUAAUCAUACGAAUAUUGUUGUGGGAAUCUGGUACAACUAAAACUUCUCCCUUUUGCAUGAAAUGGAAUGUUCGAGUAUUUUUUUUUCUCUUCUUAAAUGUAAUUUUGUAUAUACACACAGAUAUUUGUAUACAGAACUUGGAUUAUUCAGAGCAAUUUACACAAAUACUUCGAUGGCCUUAAUUUAAAGAUUUUUUUAAUAUUACUUUUUUAUUUAUUAACUUUUACAUUUUGUAUCGUUAAAAAGUAAUAAAUAUGGAAACGGAA